Ceratotherium simum simum (southern white rhinoceros) is the source of this 1273-nucleotide messenger RNA. NCBI's taxonomy places the organism in Eukaryota, Metazoa, Chordata, Mammalia, Perissodactyla, Rhinocerotidae. The record is from RefSeq and is a predicted model, not a curated record.
GGCGAGCGGGCGGCGGGCCGGGGCUGGAGAAGUUUGCGCGGCGGCUCGUGAGCGCAGGGUGCGGGCCCGGCCGGCCGCUGCGCGCCCGCUGCCAUGGCUUUCCGCAGGAGGACGAAAAGUUACCCGCUCUUCAGCCAGGAGUUCGUCAUCCACAACCAUGCGGACAUCGGCUUCUGCCUGGUGCUCUGCGUCCUCAUCGGGCUGAUGUUCGAGGUCACCGCCAAGACUGCCUUCCUAUUUAUUUUACCUCAGUAUAACGUUAGCGUGCCUACAGCAGACAGCGAGACUGUGCACUACCACUACGGGCCCAAGGACCUGGUCACAAUCUCGUUCUACGUCUUCAUCACCAUCAUCUUGCACGCCGUGGUUCAAGAGUACAUUUUAGACAAAAUCAGCAAACGGCUUCAUCUCUCCAAGGUUAAACACAGCAAGUUCAAUGAGUCUGGACAGCUGGUCAUCUUUCAUCUCAGCUCGGUGAUAUGGUGCUUCUAUGUGGUGGUGACGGAAGGAUAUUUAACAAACCCGAGGAGCCUCUGGGAAGACUACCCGCACGUGUACCUCCCCUUCCAGGUGAAGUUUUUCUACCUGUGCCAGCUGGCCUACUGGCUGCACACACUUCCUGAGCUCUACUUCCAGAAGGUACGGAAGGAGGAAAUCCCCCGCCAGCUCCAGUACAUCUGCCUGUACCUGGCCCACAUCGCUGGAGCUUACCUCUUAAACCUGAGCCGCCUGGGCCUGAUCCUGCUGCUGCUGCAGUACUCGACCGAGUUCCUCUUCCACAUGGCUCGGCUCUUCUACUUUGCGGACGAGAACUCCGUGAGCAGGUUCAGCGCCUGGGCUGCCGUGUUUGGGGUCACCCGCCUCUUCAUCCUCACCCUCGCUGUGCUGGCCAUCGGCUUUGGGCUGGCUCGCAUGGAGAACCAGGCCUUUGACCCCGAGAGGGGGAACUUCAACACUUUACUCUGCAGGCUCUGCGUGCUGCUGCUGGUGUGUGCCGCCCAGGCCUGGCUCAUGUGGCGCUUCAUCCACUCCCAGCUGCGGCACUGGCGGGAGUACUGGAACGAGCAGAGCGCCAAGCGGAGAGUCCCGGCUGUCCCCAGACUGCCAGCCAGGCUCAUCAAGAGGGAAGCCGGUUACCAUGAAAAUGGCGUGGUGAAAGCCGAGAACGGAACCUCCCCACGGACUAAGAAACUCAAGUCUCCUUGAGGCCAAAGUGCUGGGAACAGGAAUCCUCCGGCGGGGCCCAGCAGGGCGGCGGGAGCCCGGCCUCCAU